Pogona vitticeps (central bearded dragon) is the source of this 3817-nucleotide messenger RNA. The record is from RefSeq and is a predicted model, not a curated record. Lineage: Eukaryota; Metazoa; Chordata; Lepidosauria; Squamata; Agamidae.
GGAGGAAAGCAAACACGCAUGCGCAGAGCAGUCGGUGGCCCGGGAAGGCCAAGUUUUUGGUUCCUCGUCGCUCCUCGGCGGCAGCCAAUGGGAAGAGGGUUGGCAUGGCAACAAGGCAUCGGGGAAGCAGGUCCCUCCCCUGAGCUAUUUGGCGGGAGAGUGGUCGGGAAGAGGGGGAGCGAGGAAUGCUAAAAUGGAAAGCAAACGGAAGCUUUCCACAGGAGCUUCUGGUACGAGAGAACCCACUCUUUCACAACGCAAAAAGCCACGAGGGGAAGAUUGGGAAGAGGAUGGCCCUUCACAGUUUGAAGAAGAGUUGGCUUUUCUGGAUGAGGUGGAGGCUGAGAUGGCUCUGGAGGCAAAGGAAGCACAGUUGGCACCUGAUGCCAUCCCUCUCAGUAAUCUUUUCACAUCUGUGCGGAAUCCCAAGUGGCAGAGACCAGCCCCUCCCAAAAUAAAUCCCACAGAGGAUGCCUUGUGUUUCCAGCAAGUGGAACUGGAUUAUUAUGUGGGUACUCAUCUCCCUGGAUUCCCAGGAUCUACUCAGGGUCCAGUGCCUGUGUUACGGAUGUUUGGCAUCACCGAAGCUGGCAAUAGUAUCUGCUGCCAUAUCCAUGGUUUUGCCCCAUAUUUCUAUGUGCCUGCCCAGACUGGAUUUCAAGCAGGGCACUUGGCUGACUUUCAGCGGGAACUAAAUGCUGCUGUUAUCCGGGACAUGAGGUCCAACAAGGACGGCCUGAGCCAAGCUGUGCUAGCGGUGGAGAUUUGCAAGAAGCAGAAUAUGUAUGGCUACCAUGGGCAACAGCUAAUGCCCUUCUUGAAAAUCACAAUGGCAAUGCCCAGGCUAAUUGCCCCAGCUAAGAGGUUACUGGAACAGGGUUUACGUUGUGGGACUUUGGGAGUACACCACUAUCAAGCUUAUGAGGCCAAUAUUGAUUUUGAAAUCAGAUUUAUGGUGGACCGGGAUGUGGUUGGCUGCAACUGGAUUGAAUUGCCUGCUGGAAAGUAUCACCUGCGGCAGCAACAAUCCACUGGCGAAUCCAGCAAGGAGAAUCCAGCCAAGGUAUCACUCUGUCAGCUGGAAGCUGAUGUGGCCUGGAUGGAUUUCAUUAGCCAUCCCCCCGAAGGAGAGUGGCAACGGAUAGCCCCCUUGCGUGUGCUCAGCUUUGAUAUUGAAUGUGCCGGACGCAAAGGCAUUUUCCCUGAACCUGAGAAGGACCCAGUGAUUCAGAUUGCCAACAUGGUGCUACGCCAAGGAGAGAAGGACCCCUUUGUGCGCAAUGUCUUCACCUUGCAGAGCUGUGCCCCCAUUGUGGGUUCCCAGGUGCUCUCUUUCCCAAAGGAGGAGGAACUGCUGAAGGAAUGGGCAGAGUUUGUACGCAUUGUGGACCCUGAUAUCAUCACUGGUUAUAACAUUCAAAACUUUGACCUUCCCUAUCUCAUCACCCGUGCCCAGACUCUCAAGGUCUCCACCUUUCCUUUCCUGGGCCGUAAUCCCAGCCGCAAGUCUGUCAUCCGUGAUUCCUCCUUCCAGUCUAAGCAGAUGGGCCGGAGAGAGAAUAAAAUUAUUAACAUGGAAGGCAGAACCCAGUUUGAUCUGCUUCAGGUUCUCCUUCGGGAUUACAAAUUGCGCUCCUACACAUUGAAUGCUGUCAGUUACCACUUCCUUCAAGAACAGAAGGAAGAUGUACAGCACUCCAUCAUCACAGACCUUCAGAAUGGCACAGAGCAAUCUCGCCGGCGGCUGGCCGUGUACUGCCUAAAGGAUGCCUACCUGCCCCUGCGGCUCUUGGAGAAGCUGAUGUGCGUCGUCAAUUACAUGGAGAUGGCAAGAGUUACAGGUGUCCCUCUCAGCUACCUCCUGGCACGAGGGCAGCAAAUUAAAGUAGUCUCCCAGCUUUUGCGGCAGGCUAUGAAGCAGGAUCUGGUGAUGCCAGUUGUCAAGUCAGAAGGUGGGGAAGACUAUGCUGGUGCUACUGUGAUUGAGCCACUGAAGGGCUAUUAUGAUGUACCCAUUGCUACCUUGGAUUUCUCUUCCCUGUACCCUUCCAUCAUGAUGGCUCACAACCUGUGCUAUACAACGCUAUUACAACAGGGGGCAGUUGAGCAUUAUGGGCUUUCAUCAGAUGAGUUCAUCCGCACCCCAACCGGAGACCUGUUUGUCAAGUCUUCUGUUCGCAAAGGGCUGCUGCCUGAGGUUUUGGAGAACUUGCUGGCUGCGCGGAAGAGGGCCAAAGCAGAGCUGAAGCAGGAGACAGAUCCAUUCAAACGCCAGGUGCUGGAUGGGCGGCAGCUGGCCCUCAAAGUCAGUGCCAACUCUGUUUAUGGCUUCACUGGGGCCCAAGUGGGCAAACUGCCAUGCCUUGAGAUCUCUCAGAGUGUGACUGGAUUUGGGCGCCAGAUGAUCGAGAAGACAAAGCAGCUGGUGGAAUCCAAGUAUACCAUUGCCAAUGGAUACACUGCUGAUGCUAAGGUGGUGUAUGGGGACACGGACUCGGUCAUGUGCCGUUUGGGCGUGCAGUCAGUUGCCGAAGCCAUGGAGAUCGGUAGGGAAGCCGCCGCCUGGGUCUCUAGUCAUUUCAUUCCUCCCAUCAAACUGGAGUUUGAGAAGGUCUAUUUCCCCUACCUCCUGAUCAAUAAGAAGCGCUAUGCUGGUUUGUACUUCUCCUCCAACCCUGAUGUCCACGAUAAGAUGGAUUGUAAGGGCAUUGAGACCGUGCGUCGAGACAACUGCCCCCUAGUGGCAAAUCUUAUCAACACAUGCCUGCAGAAGUUGCUCAUAGAUAGGGAUCCUGUGGGUGCCAUGGCCCAUGCUAAGGAGGUGAUCUCUGACCUGCUGUGCAAUAGGGUGGACAUCUCGCAGCUGGUGAUCACGAAAGAACUGACACGUACAGCAGAAGAGUAUGCAGGGCGCCAGGCCCACGUAGAGCUGGCCGAGCGGAUGCGUCGCAGGGAUCCUGGCAGUGCCCCCAACUUGGGGGACCGGGUGCCUUACGUCAUCAUUAGCGCAGCCAAAGGCGUGGCGGCUUACAUGAAGUCAGAAGAUCCCAUCUAUGUGCUGGAGAAUAACCUGCCCAUCGACACUCAGUACUACCUGGAGCAGCAGCUGGCCAAGCCCCUCCUGCGCAUCUUUGAGCCCAUCUUGGGAGAAGGCAAAGCACAGAAUAUCCUAUUGAAGGGGGAACACACACGGUGCAAAACGGUAUUGACAGCCAAAGUUGGUGGGCUCCUGGCUUUUGCUACUAAAAAAAGCACCUGCAUUGGUUGCCGGGCUGUGCUGAACCAUCAUGGUGCUGUGUGCAAAUUCUGCCUGGGCCGCCAGUCAGAACUCUAUCAGAAGGAGGUGACUCAUCUGAACUCUCUAGAGGAAAAAUUCUCGCGCCUGUGGACCCAGUGUCAGCGCUGCCAGGGGAGCUUGCACGAGGAUGUGCUGUGUACCAGCCGUGACUGCCCCAUCUUUUACAUGCGGAAGAAAGUGCAGAAAGACCUUGAUGAUCAAGAAGUACUGAUUUCACGCUUUGGGCCCCCGACGUGGUGAUGCCUCCUGAAUCUCUCCUUCCCUUCAGACUGAAAACUUCCACCCACCGUCCCCCUUUAUAAGGGAAGAUCAACUUAGAUACAGUCAGUUCAGAAGCUUCAGGGGAAAUGGUCUCUGUGCUCUUGUUUUUGGCAUGUUUUCCUUUGCCAAGAUCAGAAGGACUCCACAUGUUGCGGGAAAGACGUCAUAACAUGGUGUAUGAAAGCCCUUUGGUGGGGGCUGUGAUUUUGUAAUACGGAUUUCUACAAAUAAAGAUUUUUCUCCUUUUUUGAUUCUUAU